AUGACGGAGAACUUUGUCGACUUUAUUGGGCUCUACGGCCAUUUCGCCGGCGAGGACUACCCCAGCGACGAGGACGACGACGUUGACGAGCAUGCGAGUGAGCGCGCGCCGCUGCUGGAGCGUGUGCCGCAGAAAAUGCCGUCGACGGCGUCGAACAACAAGGCCUUCUUUUUGCUGCUCAAGGCGUUUGUCGGCACAGGCGUCCUGGUUCUGCCCAAGGCCUUUUCGAACGGCGGGCUCCUGGCAUCCUGCUUGAUGAUGGUCUUUGUUGCCUGGUACGCCUGGCACUGCAUGCUUGUCCUGGCCGAGGUUUAUCAGCGUGUCGGGGGCAGCUACAGCGAGCUCGGGCUUAAGCUCUUUGGACCCUGGGCCAGCCGUACAAUCACUGUGUCGAUUCUGCUGGCGCAGCUGGGCUUUUGCUCCGCCUACACUAUUUUCGUAGCAACGAAUGCCCGGGACCUGUGGAACUCGAUCACGCAGUGCCGGUAUAAUUUCUCCCCCACCUUCUGGGUUGUCCUGCAGCUGCUGGCGUAUAUUCCACUGGCGUGGGUCCGCAAGAUUAAGCAGUUUGCACCGUUCGCUUUGGCCGCCAACGUGUUCAUUAUGGCUGGGCUGGGCUACGUUCUGACCUUUGAUGUCGCUCAUAUAGCCUCGCAUGGUGUGGCCGAAAUUGUGCAGUAUAACCCCUUGAGGUUCCCACUUUUGAUUGGUACAGCUGUUUUCGCCUUUGAGGGCGUCACUUUGGUGAUUCCUGUCAUUGAUAGUAUGACGCACAAGGACCGGUUCCCGGCGGUUUUGUCCACCUCCCUGGGCGUCUGCAUUGUUGUUUUCAUCGCUAUCGGGUCGCUAUCGUACUUGGCGCUGGGUGAUACCGUGGAGACCGUCAUUUUGCUUAAUCUGCCAAAAGCCGCGCCCACCUACCUGGUGCAGCUGUUCUACACCUUGGCUAUCAUGUUCUCUGUUCCCCUUCAGCUCUUUCCCGCGGUCCGUAUUCUCGAGUCUGCGGUUUUCCCGAGGUCCGGAAAGGGCAAUCCAAUGGUCAAGUGGCAAAAGAACGGCGUCCGCGCGUUGGUCGUUUGUUUGAUCGCUUGUAUUGCUAUUUUCGGCGCUGACCAGUUGGACAACUUUAUCGCUAUCAUCGGUGCCCUUGCCUGCACGCCUUUGAGCUUUAUAUUCCCGGCCGCUUUGCAUUACCGUAUAAGCCAAGGCCAUCCCUGGACGAGGUUUAAGGACCUUUUUUUGGGGUUGCUGGGAUGCAUAAUAAUGGUCUACGUCACGUAUAUUGGAAUAAUGAGCUGGGGAGUAGCAGCUCCAACUGUGGAUAGAUGCCCAGCAUCACCCUUACUGUAA
This is a messenger RNA of Kickxella alabastrina, 1350 nucleotides long. Its product is annotated as transmembrane amino acid transporter protein-domain-containing protein. The transcript has a single exon. Gene Ontology annotation, biological process: amino acid transmembrane transport. Gene Ontology annotation, molecular function: amino acid transmembrane transporter activity. The coding region runs from base 1 to 1350 and encodes 449 amino acids. The record is from RefSeq and is a predicted model, not a curated record. Lineage: Eukaryota; Fungi; Kickxellomycota; Kickxellomycetes; Kickxellales; Kickxellaceae.